ACCUGCACGUAAUAUCGCUAUCUAUGGGCAGAUAACACUGAAUACGCAUAUGUGCAGGCAGAGUCAACAGGUCGAUUCUUUUUACGCAAUGAAACCGAUGUGGGGGCCUUACAAAUACCCACGGGACGCGGCAGUUAGUAGCAGUCGCGCAGACUGGAAGCUUUUUAGCAGCAAACAAGUAAUAUCAGAUACAUUCUCCAAGCACAGCAGAUCUGCUGUAGUUAAUCUGCAAAAUGCAAGCUGUUCGUCAGUGCUCGCUAUGUGCCCGCGGCUCUGCUGGAGGAUUUCUGCGACAUCAGGCAGACAUGUCAGCGCUGCGGACCAAGAGCGUGCCCUGGAGAGGAGCACGCCUCCUAAGCAGUUCUGAGAGUGUCCUGUUCAGCUGUAGGAAGCCUGGAGUCCAGAAAAUGGAGGAAUGGAUAGACCCUGUGCACAUGAGCAUAGUGUCUUUAAGUGUUGGCCGGGAGAGUUGUGCUGUCCCUGUUACGCAGCAAGAGGAAACCCUUUCUCAUGACUCCCUGAUCAGAAGAGCAGCCUCAGUGGUUACAGACAGUUCAAGUACUUUCCUUUCUCAGACCACCUUGGCUCUCAUAGAUGCCCUUACAGAUUAUUCAAAGGCUGUACACACACGUAUUGCUCUCCAAAGAAGGUAUUUGGUCUCACUGGGAAAACUGACCCCAGCAGAAGAGGGUUCGCUCCAGCAGCUGAUCAAUAUCCAGCGUGCAAAGAUGAGCGACAGACUAGAUGAAUGCAAACGUUUUGAGUCAGCCUGGAUCAAUGCUGUCAGUCUGUGUAACAUGGCAGCUGAGGCAGCUUACACUUCAGGAAGUGAACAGGCAUCCAUAACUCUGAGAACAAGCAUUCAGGUGGCCCAGUCACAGGUCGAGGAGGCACAGAAAAUGUCAGCAGAUGCAGAUAAGAAAUUAGCUGAGACUAAAGUCGAAGAGAUCCAAAGAAUGGCGGAAUAUGCUGCCUUUCUAGAGGACAGUGAGGAGCAUGAGGUGCAUGAGGCCUAUCUACGAGAAGACUAAGACAAAAAGAGAGAUACUGGAAAAAAUGGGAAAACUGCACAUUAAAAUGCCACUGAUUUCAUAGUGAUAAGGAUUUGUUUAUGAAAACUUUGACCUUCCUUAUUUCCAUAGUCCUCUCUCCCUUUUUAAGCCUGUUGGAUCUUUACAUGCUUGAAUUUAUACAAAGUCAAAAGACGAUGAAAUGAAUUGGCAACAAUUUAUAAUUCUUUUAAUAAAUCAUUAUUUAAGACUAUUUAUUUGAUUACUAAAUGUCAGCUGCUGA
Messenger RNA from Monopterus albus (swamp eel), 1293 nucleotides. Its product is annotated as diablo homolog, mitochondrial-like. Gene Ontology annotation, biological process: intrinsic apoptotic signaling pathway in response to oxidative stress; neuron apoptotic process. Gene Ontology annotation, cellular component: mitochondrion. The record is from RefSeq and is a predicted model, not a curated record. The transcript is spliced from 6 exons. Bases 234 to 1031 code for a protein of 265 amino acids. NCBI's taxonomy places the organism in Eukaryota, Metazoa, Chordata, Actinopteri, Synbranchiformes, Synbranchidae.